Molecule: messenger RNA, 924 nt
Organism: Adineta ricciae
Lineage: Eukaryota; Metazoa; Rotifera; Eurotatoria; Adinetida; Adinetidae
Source: the annotation of a GenBank genome assembly
AUGACAACCACAGAUGAAUGUUGCCCUUAUUGUCAACAAUCAUCGUAUUUACCAGCUCGUUCGUACUGGGCAAGAGCCGUCCUAUCGAAAAUAGAAAAUGAUCGAAAUUUAGAAACCAUCGAUCGGCGGACUUGGUAUCAACUAGCACGAAUUGAUCUCUUGCGAGAAGAAUAUCGACAGUUAUUUGUGGAAUUUCAUGAAGAUGAAGAAACGAAAGCUUUUCUCCAACAGAGUCAAGAGAAAUCAGACAACAUCCCAAUACAGAUUCUUCAUAGUCUGGCAAGUUCACUGUUAACUGUAUUUAUUGCUCGAACAUCAGCAAAUGGUCUAAUCGGUCGUGGCCGUAUGUUUGUCUAUUCCACUGCGCAAUUUAAAUCACUAUUAGAUAUCACUGAUAGUCAACAAGUGCCAUUAUCAUCUCUUCUCGAUAUUGGUGCUGGUGAUGGUUGUGUAACUGAACGCAUGGCUUCUGUCUUCGAUAAAGUUUACGCUACGGAAAUGUCUUCAAUCAUGCAAUGGCGUCUAUCCAAUUUUGGUUAUACCGUGCUUGAUAUUGACAACUGGGGCGACUUGAAAUUCGAUGUGAUAACAUGCUUAAAUGUAUUGGAUCGUUGUGAAAAACCAUUGAGCUUAUUAAAAAAGAUUCGUGAACAUUUGAAUUCUGAUCAUGGUCGUGCGAUUAUCGCGCUGGUUUUACCAUUCAAACCAUAUGUUGAAUAUAACAACGAUCAUCAUCCAGACGAAUCGAUUCGUAUUACGAGUCGUCUCGUUGAAGAACAAAUCAAUGAAUUUGUUAUGAAUGUUUUCCAACCGUUGGGUUUUCGUUUGAAAAAACUAUGUCGUUUACCAUAUCUCUGUGAAGGUGAUAUGGAACGAAGUUACUAUUUUCUUUCGGAUUAUAUCUUUGUUUUAGAAGUCGAUUAG